AACGUUGAACGUUGAACUUCGGUCCUGGUAUUCAGUGUUCACGGCAGCCGGCCUACAACAAAUCGCCCUCAUUGCUACUUAGACUGUUCUAUACGGUCCCACAACCUGUCGCGGACGUCAGUAAUAACUGCUAGGGCAUCGGGGUAUCGGCAGCACACGAAUGUAAUACGGAAUCUGCACACAAUAGCACCCCCCGAGCAGUGUAGCAGCAAUAGUUAUCAAGGACACCAAACGAUACCCCCCUACUCGGAGCAUGACUCAAUCGAUGCACCUGAAUUUGCCGCCUGGCACGACUACGGACGCCCAUGCUCCGCGGCCCCCGGAGGAGCUUUGGGACCAUGUCAUCGACCACUUGUGGGAUGAUUCCCCAGCUCUCUGGGCGUGUAGCCUGACCUGUCGGGAGUGGGUCCCAGAGACGCGCCAUCAUCUCUUUACGAAGGUUCACUUGUACACCAAACGCGACUGUCUGCGCCUCCAGGAUGUGCUCCAGAAUUCCGAACUUGUGGGGACGAACGUUCAUGAGUACGUGACAAGUGUCGUGAUCAGCGGCAUCCGUCUGCCACUAUGCAGAAAGUGUGUGGAAUCCGACAACUGUAACACGAUGCUGUUGCACGCUAUCUUCACGCGGCUGCCUCGCGUCCUAUCUUUGGACCUGAGCACAGUUGAUUUCAAGGACUGCCCUCGGUCGGGAAACACAGAACAGGAUGCGGAACUUCGUCCCUUCUCUCACCUCUUCCCAUUUCCUCAGCUCAGGGAAUUACGUCUCUCAGCGGUGUUCGACUCUCGGGAUGAUUUCAUACGGCUUCUGGCGGCGUUUCCUCAAUUAUCCUAUCUCACUACAGGUGAGGUGCUUUGGAUGUGUCGGGAAACCAAUGGCGCCCCGCUGGGCUUGGCCGAGCGCGAGAGUGCGCGCCGUGUGUUUAACAGUCUCAAGACCCUAUCGAUUUCCAACCCUUUGUCUCUAAGAUGGGGCCAAAUGCGUGUGGACAUAUACUCAGAUGCGCGGCGAUCUCGGGAGAUACGAUUCGACUGGACCACAUAUCUUGCAGACCACAGGCACCUCGUUCUACAGUUGCUGCAUGACUCUGCACCCAAUGUCGAGCAAUUGUGUAUCACCACCGCCGCAUCCUUGGCAGAAUUUGACAGCCAUUUGUGCACAAAUGUGCGGGAUGUGAAGCUGGUCUUUCGAGACCUAGAAAUGCGAAAGCAUUUACCUUUCUCCGCCGCGUUCCCUACCUUCCUCUCCCGACUCGCAAGUCGUGAUUUGACCGUUCUCACACUAUGCUUCCGGGUCUCCUCCAUCAGCUGGACGGCAAUAAACUGGUCGCUGGUAGACUGGCCAGCGGUCGAUGACGUUCUCGUGCACCUCCACCGGAGAAACGCGGACUUCAAAGUCAUAUUCCGGAUCGCUUGCGUACCGAGAAACACGCCAAUGUUGUUGGGGCACUGCGCGUCAAGCGCAGACAUCGCAAAGGGCCUGACCGACUUCUUAUCAGGUGCUACGGGCGCACAAGCGCGUGUGGGUGUUUCUGCCUACUGUGCGACGGGCCCUGUGUUCUAUAUCUCGCCCAGUCAAGAGGAACUCUUAGUUGAGUACAAUAGUGCUUGAUCGGUGAAGGGUAAAUAAACAAGAGAAGUGUUCGAUGUCUCUGUACUAAUAAUCGAGUUCACCAUCUCCGAAUUCAUCAUGUCAAUG
Molecule: messenger RNA, 1696 nt
Organism: Fomitopsis serialis
Lineage: Eukaryota; Fungi; Basidiomycota; Agaricomycetes; Polyporales; Fomitopsidaceae
Exons: 5
Coding region: 254-1609 (451 amino acids)
Source: RefSeq, a predicted model, not a curated record